CCAGAGAUGGGCAGUGAGUUGCCGGGUACAGUAGUAAUGCCAGGUGCAGUUGGGUCUGGCACAGUAAGAAUGGGAGGAACUGUGCCAGGCCGUGGUGGCAAGAGAAGAUCAGGCGGAAUGGACUUCGAUGACGAAGAUGGAGAGGGACCAAGCAAAUUUUCAAGAGAGAACCACAGUGAAAUUGAACGACGUAGACGCAACAAAAUGACACAGUAUAUCACCGAACUGUCAGACAUGGUCCCUACCUGCAGUGCUCUGGCACGUAAACCGGACAAACUGACCAUUCUGCGCAUGGCAGUCUCUCAUAUGAAGUCAAUGCGGGGCACUGGCAACACAUCUACUGACGGAGCCUACAAGCCCUCAUUUCUCACUGAACAGGAACUGAAGCAUCUCAUCUUGGAGGCUGCAGAUGGGUUUCUAUUUGUUGUGGCAGCAGAGACGGGACGUGUGAUCUAUGUCUCUGAUUCUGUGACACCAGUGUUGAACCAACCGCAGUCUGAGUGGUUUGGCAGUACUCUGUAUGAACAUGUCCACCCUGACGACGUUGACAAGCUUAGGGAACAGCUCAGUACCUCAGAAAACUCCAUGACAGGUCGUAUUCUUGACCUGAAGACUGGGACAGUAAAAAAGGAGGGCCAACAGUCCUCGAUGAGAAUGUGCAUGGGCUCCAGGCGCUCCUUCAUCUGCCGUAUGAGGUGCGGCAGCGCUCCGUUGGAUCACAUCUCACUAAAUCGUCUGUCUAAUAUGAGGAAAAGAUACAGGAAUGGCCUCGGACCAUCAAAAGAAGGGGAGGCGCAGUACUCUGUGGUUCAUUGCACUGGCUAUAUCAAAGCUUGGCCCCCUGCAGGUAUGACUGUACCAGAUGAGGACACAGAGGCAGGACAGACUGGGAAAUACUGUCUUGUUGCCAUUGGAAGACUGCAGGUAACCAGCUCUCCAGUCUCUAUGGAUAUGAAUGGUCUGUCAGUACCUACAGAGUUCUUGUCCCGCCACAAUUCUGAUGGAGUUAUCACUUUUGUCGACCCGCGCUGCAUCAACGUUAUUGGUUAUCAGCCUCAGGACCUGUUGGGGAAAGAUAUUCUGGAGUUUUGCCAUCCUGAGGAUCAGAGUCACCUGAGAGAAAGUUUUCAACAGGUGGUGAAGUUAAAGGGUCAGGUACUGUCGGUGAUGUACCGCUUCCGCAUGAAAAACAGGGAGUGGAUGUUGAUCCGAACCAGCAGCUUCACCUUCCAGAACCCAUACUCUGAUGAGAUUGAGUAUAUUAUUUGCACCAACACCAAUGUUAAGCAACUUCAGCAGCAACAAGCUGAGCUCGAAGUUCACCAGAGAGACGGUCUGACUGCAUAUGAUCUUUCCCAGGUUCCUGUGGCUAAUGUGAGCAGUGGAGUGCAUGAGGCAGGGAAGAGCAUCGACAAACCAGAGGCCCUUUUCUCCCCGGAAAGAGAUCCACGCUUUGCCGAGAUGUACACCAGCAUCUCCGCGGGCGAUAAGAAGAUGAUGGUUCCCUCCUCUACAGCAGGAGGACAGCAGCUUUAUUCCCAGAGUUCUCCAUUCCAGCAGGGACACUCUGGAAAAAGCUUCAGUUCCUCGGUGAUCCAUGUCCCGGGUGUGAAUGACAUCCAGCCAUCAAGUUCAUCCAAUCAGAACCUAGCUCAGAUAUCAAGACAACUUAACCCAGGCCAAGUCGCUUGGUCGGGAAAUCGACCCCCGUUCUCUGGCCAGUCCAGUAAAGCACAGUCCAGUCCUUUUGGUAUUGGCAGUGGACACAGCUACCAGACCGAUCCGGCCUCCUACAGUCCCCUUUCAUCUCCAGCCACAUCAUCACCCAGCGGCAAUGCCUACUCAGGGCUGACAAACCGCAGCACAGCUUUUGGAGAGAGCAGCCAGAGUGGAGGGCAGUUCCAAGGUCGACCAAGUGAAGUCUGGUCCCAGUGGCAGAACCAGCAUCACUCCCAGCAGGCUGGGGAGCAACAUACGCACACCAACCCUAGCCAGACUGAAGUCUUUCAGGACAUGUUACCCAUGGCUGGAGAUCCCACUCAAGGAACAGCCAACUACAACAUUGAGGACUUUGCCGACCUCGGCAUGUUUCCGACGUUCUCCGAGUAA
Molecule: messenger RNA, 2109 nt
Organism: Nerophis lumbriciformis (worm pipefish)
Lineage: Eukaryota; Metazoa; Chordata; Actinopteri; Syngnathiformes; Syngnathidae
Source: RefSeq, a predicted model, not a curated record